Messenger RNA from Paramecium sonneborni, 2242 nucleotides. Lineage: Eukaryota; Ciliophora; Oligohymenophorea; Peniculida; Parameciidae. The record is from the annotation of a GenBank genome assembly.
AUGACAAGUCUUAUUAAAAAAGACUAAAAGAAAGCUCCAAAUUAGUUCUUAAAUUUUGAUUAAUUAGCUCACAAGAAAUAUCACUAUGAUCAAAAAAAAGCAAAUGAUUUAUCAUUUAAGCAAGAAUAAUAUAUUAAUGAUUUAAAAAAAGGGUAUUUCUUCCAUAAUUAUAAUAAGUUAUGAUUAAUAAAAACUAGAGAUUGAACCUUUGUUUUAGAAGGUUGAAUUGUUGUAGAUAGAAAGAAAAUAAUUGAUUGAUGAAAUAGAACAAUAUAAAAUUAGUUAAAUGGAAAUUUUAAAGAAAUACGAAUCUGAAUAUUAAGAAAAAGAUAAAUUAAAUAAGGAAUGUGCAAAACUAAAACAAUAAAUUCAAGCAUAAUAGAAGAUAUAAAUGCCAAAAGAAUUUUAAGAAAAAAAAAGUCUUGAAUUGAAAGAAUCAUUAUUUAUUACAAUAAAAGAUAUUAUGCAUGAAUUUGUAGACAAUUAUAAUCAUAAAUUUGGAUUUAAAGAUGAAAAUGGAAGUAUUUUAUCUUAAUAUUAUAAAGUUUCUACAAAUUUAUUAGAUGAACUGUUUUAAUAAAUUGAUGAUUCAAUUAUACUGUUUGUAAAUAGCUUAUCAGUUUAAUCAUCAUAAUAAUUUUAAUCAGAAGAAAUUUAACAUUUGAAAGAUGAAAUAUCAAAAACUCUACAAAUAGUUUCAAAUUUUUAGGCUGAGAAUUAAGAUUUAAGUACAGCUUUAGAUAUAGAAAAACAAUAGAAAGAAAAAAUAAUCAAUUAAAGAAACACUUAAUAAUAGUUAAUUAAUUAAUUAUAAAAUUAAAUUGAAAUAUUAAAUAAUGAGAAAAAGCUUCUUGAAUAAUAAAUGUAAGAGGUUUAAAUGAAAAAUUUUGAAUUUUAACAUGAUUUAUGUAAAGUAAAUGAAUUUUAAGAGCAAGAAAAUGAAAAACUAAAAACUGAAUUUAUUGAUUCAAUUAAUGAGCUUUAAAAAUAAAUCUCAAAAUUAUAAAUAGAAAAUUGUAGACUAACAACAUUUAUAGAAAAUAAUACAUAAUAAUAAAAUAAUGACACAGAAUAAUUUAAUAAUUAAGUUAGAGAGUUAGAAAGUAAACUAAAUUAAGAAAUGAUGAAAUAUGAAUAAAAAUCUAGAGAGGUAAAUAAUUGAUUUUAAUUAUUAGAUGUUAAGAUAUGAAAAAGAAUUGAAUUAAUAUAAAGCUGAAGCGACAAAAUUAUUUGAAGAAAAUAAUUUAUGCUAAUAGUAAUUAGAAAUGAUUAAAGAAAAAAGAAAAUAAGAUAAAGAUGUACUAAAUAAAUAAAAAGAAAAAUAAAAAAAAAUGAAAUUGCAAUUAUAAUAAUUACAAUAAUCAGAGAAAGAAUCUUAAAUAAAAAUAAUUUAAUUAGAAGAACAAAUUAUUCAACUUGCUUAAUAGUAAGAGAAAGAUGAUGCUAAAUAAUAAAUAAACUUUAAUAAAGAAAUUUUAAUGGAAAAAGAGCUAUAAUUAUCAAAAUUAGAUUAACUUGUUACAGAGUAAUGCAAUAUAUUCUAUUUAGAUCUAAUUAAAAAAAUCUUGAAUAGAAGUAAAUAAUAAUAGAAAUGAAGAUUUAAAUUAAUUCAUUAGAAUAAGAGCUAUAAUAGUAAAAGCUUACGAAUUAAUAGCAUUAAGAAAGAAGAGCAACUGCUUUUAGUGAGAUAAAUCGUUUGGAAUAGUAAAAUUAAAUUUAAAAAUAAGUAAUUUAUGAAGAAAUAAAUUAGCGUAUAAAUGAUUAGGAUUUAAAUAUCAAUUAGCUAUAAUCUGAAAUUAAGUAAUUAUAAUAAUAAUUAAUGAAAUAACCAAAAGUCAAUUGUGAAUAAAAUAAUAUGCCAACUCUUAAUUAAAGUUGUAGCAAAAAUUCUAUGGUUGAAGGAAAUAAUUUAGAUUCAUCAAGAUUAUCAGAUGUUGACACACAAAUUUCGAGAACUGCAAGAGCAACUAAUUUAAUUUUAAAUGGGCUAAAUUAUUUUAAAGUUAGACCUUAGGUUAUUAUUUAAUAAACUGAAGAUCCAAAUAGAAAAAUUGCUGAAAAGGCUUUAUAGAAAUAAGCUGAAGACUUGAAAUUCAGUUUAGAAUAAUUAUAUAAAAGCUUCAUAUCAACCUUAUUACUAAAUUAAGUAAAUGAUGAGAAAUUCGUGAAAUUUGAAAGAGAAAUUAAUUAAUGUGUUAAAAAGACAUAAGAUUUGAAUGAUAAUAUUGAAGACUUUUUUUGA